AUGUCUCGCGCUCCAGGUGCCCUUGUUAAUUUACGUGCGUUUUUUGUCUAUCUUUUGCUGGUCUGCUAUAUACCCCAUGUCUGGUCGCAAAGUCAAAAACCUCUCCAAAAAGAGCCGGGAUCCGGACAACCGAAGAAAAUCGCGAUAGUUGGUGCUGGAGCUGGUGGAGCAUCGGCCGCGUACCAUCUCCGCAAGUAUUGCGAUUUCUUCUCCGUCCCAAUCGACAUCACCGUCUUCGAGAAAGAGGCCUAUAUUGGUGGACGAUCCACAACGGUUAAUAUUUUCAAUGACCCGACUCAGCCUGUAGAGCUGGGCGCGUCCAUUUUUGUAAAUGCCAAUAAAAAUCUCGUCAAAGCAGCUAAAAAAUUUGGCCUCAGGCUGAAGGAAGCCAAUUACCAGGUCCCAAAGGAAUCCAACUACAAUUUGGGUGUAUGGGAUGGCUAUAAGUUUGUGUUUUUGCAGCGUACCACGAGCUUUCGUUGGUGGAAUAUUUUCCAUCUUCUUUGGAAAUAUGGAUGGGCCCCGAUGCGAACCCAGAGCGUAAUGACAUCUACCGUCGACAAGUUCCUCAAAAUGUACAAGUGGCCCUAUUUUCCUUGGAAGUCUAUAUCCGCGGUUGCUAUGAGUACUGGCCUCAGCGAAGCUACUUGGACAACGGGAACAGAAUUCCUGAAAGACAAUCAUAUUUCUGAAGAAUUCGGACGAGAAAUAAUCCAAGCUUCUACUCGAGUGAAUUACGGACAAAAUCUUCCACUGAUUCACGGGCUUGAGACUAUGGUUUGCAUGGCAACUGACGGUGCCAAAUCUGUUGAAGGCGGCAAUUGGCAAAUAUUCCGCGGUAUGAUCGACGCCUCCAAGGCCGAUCUGAAAUUGAAUACUACAGUGGAGGAAGUGCAUCGCAACGAUGACAACACAUAUACUCUUGUCUCUCAAGAACGUACAGAAAAUGGCACACAACUUAAUACUUUCGACCACGUAAUCAUUGCCAGCCCGCUCCAAUUUACCGACAUUACGAUGUUCCCACCCCUCGAUCAGGUUCCCAGUUCUGUUUCCUAUGUUGAGCUUCAUGUCACGUUGAUCGCCUCUCCACGUAAAAUCUCGCCACGAUUCUUUCGGCUCCCAGGUAACAAAGACCCCGUUCCAGAGGUAAUUCUCACUACCCUCCCAGAAGGCCUGGACCUAGGAGCUCGCCGGGACGGCGUGGGCCCCGCCGGAUUUUGGAGUAUCAGUACGAUAAUGCAAGCCAGGCCACCCGCGAGCUCGCCUACAUCUCCUGACCAUUAUGUGUACAAGGUCUUCUCGCCACAGGCUUUAUCAUCACAAUUUCUUGCAGAUCUAUUCGGCGUUCCAGAAAUAGAUCUGUACGACAAGAAUGCUUCAUCUAGCGCAUCAGGCAUUGGGCCCUUUGCAGCCAGCGAAAUCUCUUGGCUUUAUCAAAAGAAGUGGAACUCGUACCCCUACCUAUACCCUCGCGUGACGUUUGAAGACAUCAAAUUGGCCCCGAAUCUUUGGUACACUAGUUCGAUAGAGAACUUCAUUUCGACGAUGGAGACAAGUUCCCUGGCAGGAAUGAAUGUUGCCGCACUGAUUAUGAGUGAAUGGAUCUCAGAGUUUGAAGUCAAGUUGAAGAAGUAUGAAGAAAGCUCAUAG
Ophidiomyces ophidiicola is the source of this 1650-nucleotide messenger RNA. RefSeq lists its product as uncharacterized. The transcript has 2 exons. The record is from RefSeq and is a predicted model, not a curated record. Lineage: Eukaryota; Fungi; Ascomycota; Eurotiomycetes; Onygenales; Onygenaceae. Gene Ontology annotation, biological process: prenylated protein catabolic process; prenylcysteine catabolic process. The coding region runs from base 1 to 1650 and encodes 549 amino acids. Gene Ontology annotation, molecular function: prenylcysteine oxidase activity.